AUGGCUCGUAAAAAGCAGACCGCUAGAAAGGCAAAUCAAAUACCUAAUCUGGUAGAUGCAGUUAAUGCAACGAAGGAGCAUCAGAGACUGAGCAAAAAAUCAAAUCAGCCGGUGAAGGAAAUGGCUCCGAUCAGAAGUAGCAAGAAUAAAAAGGAUAAGCUUGCGCUGGUAACUCCUCCAUCCAGACCUCCCCGCAACACAAAAUACCUAAAUGUCGGUCUAUUACGAGGAAAAACACCGAGUGAGGUAGCCUUACUUAUCCGCGAACCCAGAGACCCAUGUGAUGAUUCGUCUGAAUUGUCCUCUUCAUCCUCUCUUGUUAUAUCUGCAACUGGAAGCAUAGAAGAAGAAGUCGCAGAACAUGACGAAAUUGCUUUAGGAGGUGAAUAUGUUGCUUAUGAUGAUGAUGAUGGUAAUGAUGGUAACGGUGGUGAUGGUGGGGAUGGUGGUAAUCAUGGAAAUGAGGAGGAGGAGAUUCAAGAGGAGGAGGAGGAUGAAGGUAAUGAUGAUGGGGAUGAGGAUGAAAAUGGUGGUGCUAGCGGUGAUGAAGAGGGGGAUGAGGAUGAUGGUAAUGAUGAAAAUGGAUCAUAA
This is a messenger RNA of Papaver somniferum (opium poppy), 591 nucleotides long. Its product is annotated as ribosomal L1 domain-containing protein CG13096-like. Lineage: Eukaryota; Viridiplantae; Streptophyta; Magnoliopsida; Ranunculales; Papaveraceae. Bases 1 to 591 code for a protein of 196 amino acids. The transcript has 3 exons. The record is from RefSeq and is a predicted model, not a curated record.